AUGGCCCUGGACGGCGAGCGGGGGGAACAAGAGGAGGAGAAGAAAAAGAAGAAGAAGAAAAAGAAGAGGAAGAAGAAGAAGGAGGAGGAGGCGGCGGGGGCUAAGAAGAGCAGCUCACCCUUCGCGGCCACGAUGGGGGAGAACGACGCCGCGCUGCGGGCCGGCGGCAGGGGCCUCUCGGACCCGUGGGCGGACUCCAUGGGGGUGCGACCCCGCACCACCGAGCGCCACAUCACUGUGCACAGGCGGCUAGUGCUGGCCUUCGCCGUGUCCAUCGUGGCGCUGCUCGCGGUCACCAUGCUCGCGGUGCUGCUCAGCUUGCGCUUCGACGAGUGUGGGGCGAGCUUACCGCCCGGCGCCGACGGCGGCCCCGCCGGCUUCCCAGCGCGCGGCGGCAACGAAAGCCUUCCGGGUUCAGCCCGGCGCAACCACCAUGCUGGUGGAGACUCCUCGCAGCCCGGGGCAGGCGGGGAAGCCAACCCUGAGACCCCGUCCGCCCGGCCGCCGUCGGACGAGGAGCGGCAGCAGUGGCAGCCGUGGACUCAACUGCGCCUGUCGGGCCACGUCAAGCCGCUGCACUACAAUCUGAUGCUCACCGCCUUCAUGGAGAACUUCACCUUCUCUGGGGAGGUCAACGUGGAGAUCUCGUGCCGGAACGCCACUCGCUACGUCGUGCUGCACGCCUCCCGUGUGGCGGUCGAGAAGGUGCAGGUGGCCGAGGACCGGGUAGCCGGGGCGGUCCCGGUGGCCGGCUUUUUCCUCUACCCGCCAACCCAGGUCUUGGUGGUGGUGCUGAACAGGACGCUGGACGCGCAGAGGAAUUACAAUCUGAAGAUCAUCUACAACGCCUUGAUCGAGAACGAGCUCCUGGGCUUCUUCCGCAGCUCCUACGUGCUCCACGGGGAGAGAAGGUUCCUUGGCGUUACUCAGUUUUCGCCUACACAUGCCAGAAAGGCAUUUCCUUGUUUUGAUGAGCCAAUCUACAAGGCUACUUUCAAAAUCAGCAUCAAGCAUCAAGCAACCUAUUUAUCUUUAUCCAAUAUGCCGGUGGAAACUUCCGUGUUUGAGGAAGAUGGAUGGGUUACGGAUCACUUUUCACAGACCCCUCUCAUGUCCACGUAUUAUUUAGCCUGGGCAAUUUGCAACUUCACAUACAGAGAAACUACCACCAAGACCGGGGUUGUAGUACGCUUAUAUGCAAGACCUGAUGCUAUCAGAAGAGGAUCCGGGGACUACGCUCUCCACAUAACAAAGAGAUUAAUAGAAUUUUAUGAAGACUACUUCCAAGUGCCCUAUUCCUUGCCGAAACUAGAUCUUUUAGCUGUGCCUAAGCAUCCGUAUGCUGCUAUGGAGAACUGGGGACUAAGUAUUUUUGUGGAACAAAGAAUACUGCUGGAUCCCAGUGUUUCAUCUAUUUCUUAUUUGCUGGAUGUCACCAUGGUCAUUGUUCAUGAGAUAUGUCACCAGUGGUUUGGUGACCUCGUGACUCCUGUGUGGUGGGAAGAUGUGUGGCUGAAGGAGGGAUUUGCUCACUACUUUGAGUUUGUUGGUACAGACUACCUCUACCCCGGCUGGAACAUGGAAAAACAGAGGUUUCUGACAGAUGUUCUACAUGAAGUGAUGCUGCUUGACGGCUUGGCCAGUUCCCAUCCAGUAUCACAGGAAGUGCUACGGGCAACAGAUAUUGACAGGGUGUUUGACUGGAUCGCAUAUAAAAAGGGUGCUGCUUUAAUUAGAAUGCUGGCUAAUUUUAUGGGCCAUUCAGUAUUUCAGAGGGGUUUGCAAGAUUACUUAACUAUUCAUAAGUAUGGCAAUGCAGCCAGAAAUGAUCUCUGGAAUACACUAUCAGAGGCUUUAAAAAGGAAUGGAAAGUAUGUAAAUAUACAAGAAGUAAUGGAUCAGUGGACACUCCAGAUGGGUUAUCCUGUUAUCACCAUCUUGGGAAAUACAACAGCAGAAAAUAGAAUAAUAAUUACCCAGCAACAUUUUAUUUAUGACAUCAGUGCUAAAACUAAAGCACAUGAACCUCAAAAUAACAGUUACCUGUGGCAGAUCCCAUUAACUAUUGUGGUAGGAAAUAGAAGCCAUGUGUCUCCAGAAGCAAUUAUUUGGGUGUCUAACAAAUCAGAACACCACAGAAUAACUUCUUUGGACAAAGGAAGCUGGUUACUGGGGAACAUCAAUCAAACUGGCUAUUUUAGAGUCAACUAUGAUUUAAGGAAUUGGAGAUUAUUAAUUGAUCAAUUAAUCAGGAAACAUGAGGUUCUCUCUGUCAGUAACCGAGCAGGUUUGAUCGACGAUGCCUUCAGCCUAGCCAGAGCUGGCUAUUUGCCUCAGAAUAUUCCCCUGGAGAUUAUCAGAUACCUGUCUGAGGAGAAGGAUUUUCUUCCUUGGCACGCCGCCAGCCGAGCUCUUUAUCCUCUAGAUAAAUUACUGGACCGCAUGGAGAAAUACAAUGUCUUCAAUGAAUAUAUUUUAAAGCAAGUUGCAACAACGUACAUCAAGCUUGGUUGGCCAAAAACCAAUUUUAAUGGAUCUCUUGUUCAAGCAUCCUACCAACAUGAAGAGCUACGUAGAGAAGUUAUAAUGCUAGCAUGUAGUUUUGGCAACAAGCACUGUCACCAACAGGCAUCAACGCUUAUUUCAGAUUGGAUUUCCAGCAACAGAAACAGAAUACCACUAAACGUUAGAGACAUCGUCUACUGUACAGGAGUUUCACUACUAGAUGAGGAUGUCUGGGAAUUCAUAUGGAUGAAAUUCCACUCCACCACGGCCGUUUCUGAAAAGAAAAUAUUACUGGAAGCCUUAACUUGCAGUGAUGACAGGAAUUUAUUAAAUAGGCUUCUAAAUCUAUCACUGAAUUCUGAAGUGGUGCUGGAUCAAGAUGCAAUUGAUGUUAUAAUCCAUGUAGCUCGAAAUCCACAUGGCCGAGACCUUGCCUGGAAAUUUUUUCGAGAUAAAUGGAAGAUAUUAAAUACCAGGUAUGGAGAAGCAUUGUUUUUGAAUUCCAAACUUAUCAGUGGAGUUACAGAAUUUCUUAAUACUGAAGGUGAACUGAAAGAGCUAAGGAACUUCAUGAAGAGCUAUGAUGGAGUAGCUGCUGCCUCUUUCUCAAGAGCCGUGGAAACUGUCGAAGCCAAUGUACGCUGGAAAAUGCUUUAUCAAGAUGAGCUUUUCCAAUGGUUAGGAAAAGCUCUGAGACACUAAUGUGUGUCUCUUAAAAACAAUUUGACUCAGAAUUUUGUGAGAAGACCUGCUUUGUGUGGAAUGAGGAAAAUGGCCAGAUUUUCAGUGUUAACGUGUGGGAGGAUAUUUUUUUUUUUUAAUUUUUGGUUUUGGGGGAUUUUUUUUGUUUCAUUCAUUCUGUUUUGUUUCUCUACUGGGUGUUCUUCUCUAAAGAAACUCUUGCAAGUGCAACUAGCCAUGACUGCUUCAGCUAUACAUUCCUCACUGUACAGGACCAAAUAUGAUAGUGGUGCAUGUUGACGUUGCAGUCAGUAUGGAAAAAACAUAUUCAGAAUAUUUUGUGCAUGGCUGUAUGGCCCUGCCUGUGUUCUAGCAUGCUUAUUUAAAAUGUCCAGUGUUGUAUGUGAAUAUAUGUUACAUCGGGAUUAACAUUAUGCAAAAGCACAAAGAUUAUCUGUGACAGUCAGUGAUGCAAUGAAAGAAAAACUAAAACAGGGAAUUAUAUUCUUAGUCCUGGGCAAUGUGAGAAGUGAAAUAGCCCUUUAAGUGACUGGUGUCACUUAUUUCAGCACUUGGAUUGUCUUUCAAUGAUUAUUGUACUGCUAACUCAUUUUCUUUGAGUUAAAGCUGUGUAUACGUUAAAAAACGCAUAUAGGUAGUGUAUGCAUAUGUAUAUGUACAUAGGGAGGCCCCAUGUGUAUACAGUAUGUUGUACACUGCAUUUUUGCAGACUCUCUUCAGCUCAAAGAAAAUUUAUCUCUUUUUAUAAACUUACACAAACUUUGGAAAGGCUUCAAAGAAUUUAUCUCAACACUAUCCUUCCUGACAAUUUCCUAAAUUUCUCAACUGUUAUAGAUUUUUUCAUCUACUUCCUGAAUGGUCUAUUCUAUACAUAAAAAUGAAUUUAAACAAAAUUUAUGUA
Molecule: messenger RNA, 4108 nt
Organism: Lagenorhynchus albirostris (white-beaked dolphin)
Lineage: Eukaryota; Metazoa; Chordata; Mammalia; Artiodactyla; Delphinidae
Gene: TRHDE
Product: thyrotropin releasing hormone degrading enzyme
Exons: 19
Coding region: 1-3207 (1068 amino acids)
Biological process (GO): peptide catabolic process; proteolysis
Cellular component (GO): cytoplasm
Molecular function (GO): metalloaminopeptidase activity; zinc ion binding; peptide binding
Source: RefSeq, a predicted model, not a curated record